Molecule: messenger RNA, 2306 nt
Organism: Vitrella brassicaformis
Lineage: Eukaryota; Vitrellaceae
Source: the annotation of a GenBank genome assembly
GGGUUCACACACACACACACGCACUCGUCUGUCUGUCUGUUGGUCUGUCUGUCUGUCUGCACCCACACAGAUUCGUCCGCUCCACAAAACACACCACCGCCGUGGAGUCGUUGAAUCGCUCGCAUCCUUCCUUCGUUUCUUCCUCAGCCUUGCUGAGUGAAAUGCCGCCUCUGGGGAGCCGACGCACCACCGCCACCAGAAGGACCUGUGGGCAACAACCAUACCAGACACACAGAAUGAAGAGGACCAUAACACCCACACGCACCCAUCUCCUGUCUCUGUCUGCCUGGCUGCCUGGCCACACACACACCUGACCUGGUACCUGGUAGGUCUGCCAGUGUGUCGUCGUCGGCUGUCCUAAACUGUGAGUCUCUUGGCUUGCCGGACAUGAAGCCCACACGAGCGCGGGCACCGGACUAAAGCAAGCAGCACACGGACGGAGAGCAGGGUGAGUUUCUGCCCGCGAUCCGAUCGGUCUGGUCCGUCUGUUCGUCUCUCUGCCUAACCGACUGACCUUGUUGAAGUGUUUCUGCCAGCUGGAUUUCUUCUUGUUGGCUUCCUCCUCCUCCUUCUCCUGCAGCCACAGCCACAGCCACAGCCACACGACAGACACCAUUCCACGCCCGAACGACAUGCAGCUCGUGUGGUGUGGCUGGCGCGGCUGGCUUGGACAUAGCCCAGCUUGUCGAUAUCAUUCAUCACCACACCCACCCAACACCUCACAUGCCACGCACCUGCUUCUGUUUUGCCUUGAUGGAGUGCAUCCUCUUCUUCUUGGACUUCUUCUGAUCCUCUGUGUCUGCGACACAACAACACACACACACACACAGACACAGACACAAGCGAUAUGAUGCACGGCGUGUUCGGUCCCAUGACCGGUGGUUCAUUCGCUUGGCUAACCAGUGGGUUUGAUGGUGAGGUGUUCGGGUAUGCGGUAGCCGCCUGGGGUGAGUAUCUCCUUGACCCGCCUCUUGUCACCACCACGGCCGUCCUUGCCCCUCUUGCCGCCAGCUUGCGCGCCACCGCCCGUCCCCGCCAGACGCACCUGACACACACAGAGGGAGAGGAGAAGAGACAGCUGCGAAUGUGUGUGUGUGUGUGUGUGUGCGGGCCACGGCCGUGUGUUGGUUACAGUACACACCUGGUCGGCCUUGACGUGUUCUUGGUUGCCGUAUUCGGUGAAGGUGACCUUGUACCCCAACUCGGUCUGCUCAUCUAUCGUGCAGUCGUACCACAAACUGGUUUGUUUGACACAACACACCAAGGAGGGAGGGAGGGAGGGAGGAAGGACCACACACACAGAGAGACAAUGGGAGGGAGGACGAAAGCAGCAGAGUUAACCCAGCACUCAUUGCGUACCCGUCUUCGUCGUAGAUGGCCUGGCAGGCUGCGCCGGGCUGCAGGAGCGAUGGGUGUGGGGGCUUGAGGAUGCGCACCUUGCCCGACUGCGGCGCAUACUCCUCCCUGUUCUUGUAACCCGUGAACUCCACCACCAAAGUGUCGUCAGGCUGACACACGUGACACACAAGCGACACUUUGACACACACAACGGCUGCCCUGCCCACUAGCUAAUUGCCAGACCCACACACCGCACUGGCCCAUCAGUGCACUCACUCCACUCACCCUGACAUCGACGAUCUCGCCGUUGAACCAUGUGCCCUCGUAGUUGGCCUCGCAGCUCCGCCCCAGAUACCGGAGGUAGGGCGACACACGCUCAAGAACCUCUGCACUCUCACCAAACCCAUCCCCCUCCUCAUCCCUCCCCUCAGCCUCUGCGCCCUGCUCCUCAUCGUCAGGGUACUCGUAGCCAGACGGCUUCUCCCCUCCCUCACCGACGGCACCGGCAGCAGCGGCGGUCUCUGCUGCCUCUGGCGGCAGCUGUGCGGCCACAUGCUGUUGUGGCGGUGGCUGCUGCAGGGCCUGCUCCUGCUGCUGUCUUAGGCGUAGGAGGUCUUCUGUGAGACCGAUGACCUCCAGCAGAUCACUGCGGAGCUUUGUCAGGGCCUGCAAAACAAGAUAACCAAUCAAGCCACUCAGAUGGUGACGACAUUCUCCUCUCGCUGCAUGACAUACCUGGUCGCCGGGCUGCUGUUCCAGUGCUAGCUCGAUUGGCGCAAGGUUCUGGCGGUACUCGGCAAGCUUCGCCUGCACCAACACACACACACACACACACAGAGGAUGAUGCCUUGGGAAAUGGAUCUUUGGCGUCCUGUAUAGAUUCACCUCGAGCACUUCAAUAGACUCUUCCCCCGUGAUGUCCGCCAUCUUUGCACUCUGCGGCUCGACACCCGCAGCGGUUUUCAAAC